Molecule: messenger RNA, 3444 nt
Organism: Fonsecaea nubica
Lineage: Eukaryota; Fungi; Ascomycota; Eurotiomycetes; Chaetothyriales; Herpotrichiellaceae
Exons: 1
Coding region: 1-3444 (1147 amino acids)
Biological process (GO): nucleotide-excision repair; mismatch repair
Cellular component (GO): XPC complex; cytoplasm; nucleus
Molecular function (GO): damaged DNA binding; single-stranded DNA binding
Source: RefSeq, a predicted model, not a curated record
AUGCCACCAUUCCUCCCGAGAAAGAGGCGAUCCACGUCGCCACCGGCUCCCUCUCGAGAGACUCCUGUGAAGAAAGCACGCCUCGCAGAUGUAUUGGACGCCGAAUCGAGAAAUAUUCCAGGGCUACAACGGACCGAGACGUUCUCUCUCGGGAGUGACGAGUCCGAAUCCUCUCUCAGUGACGUAGACAGCGAGCAGUUCGAAGACGUCCCAUCGAACCUCAAGCAGCCGUCGGCUUCGACUCAUCAUGAGGAAAAGGAAGAGGACGAGGACGAAGAUAUAGAAUGGGAAGACGCUGCAGGCUACGAUCAUGAGAAGGAGUUACCGGCCUAUAAACCGCAGUCGGACGGUCCUAUCGAGAUAACUUUGCGCAAAGCGGACAAUGAAGCCGACAACUGGAUUGCGCAAGCGGCAAACAAGCGCAAAGGUCCCUCGAAGCGCGAGAAGCAGGUCCGGGUUUGUACCCAUCAACUACACGUGCAAUUCCUACUAUGGCACAACUCGAUUCGGAACAGCUGGGUCUCAGACAGGGAGGUUCAACAGAUCCUCGUCCAACAGUUGCCGCCUCCGAUCAAGAAGGAGGUCGAAAAGUGGAAGAGAGCCAGUGGGUUGAUAUCCGCAGAGACAGAGGCAAUUGGAGAAUCUCCAAAGGGUAGGGGCAAGAGACAUGGCAAACAGAGGGCUGGUGACCCGCGUGAUGAAAGAGAUUGGGGCAGACCAAGCAAGCGUGUCGAGCAGGGCAAACCCGACAUGAGCAAUGGUGAUCCACUAAUCUCCCUUAUGAAAGUCCUGACUGCAUAUUGGAAGAAGAGGUUUGCCGUUACUGCUCCUGGUUUACGGAAGCGUGGCUACGGCACCCGGCAGAGCUUGAAGCAGACUAUCCAGUCUCAGCGCAACGACGAGCACAAUCCUGAGGUCCAUGGAGAGCGAAUCAGAAAUAUCCAGGAAUUCCGUCGGCUUGCGAGGAAGUCUGAGGGCUCGAGGGACGUCGGCGCUCAACUGUUUACCGCACUGCUGAGAGGCCUAGGUAUCGAGGCCAGGUUGGUAGCGAGUCUACAGCCCAGUGGCUUCGGUUGGACCAAGGCAGAACAAGCACUGCCCAAGAAGGCCAUCGAGGAGGUCAAUUCCGAUACUUCUCUUGACGAUUCAGAGUCUGGAGACGCCAAAUCGAUAUCAGAGAUCACAAAGACUCCAGCACGACGGAAAGGCGAGCCUCGCAAAACAGUCAAGGUCGGUUCUGAGCUAGAAGACGACGACUCCUCGGUUGUGGACAUCACCCCUACCAUGCCCAAGAAACGGCCUCAGAAAUACGACCGAGACAAUCCCUUCCCCAUCUACUGGACUGAGGCAAUAUCUCCUAUAACAAACAAAAUCCUCCCCGUAUCUCCACUCGUUCUUACGUCCCCGGUAGCAACUACUCCCGAAACCCUUGCGACCUUCGAGCCCCGCGGCAUCAAAGCCGAGAAGACAAAGACAGUGAUGGCCUAUGUCAUUGCGUAUUCUUCCGAUGGCUCGGCGAAGGACGUGACUGUGCGAUAUCUGAAGAAAAGAAUCUGGCCAGGCAAGACAAAAGGGUUUCGGUUUCCUGUGGAGAAGAUUCCUGUAUACAACAAACACGGCAAAAUCAAGAGAUACGAGGAUUACGACUGGUUCAAGCGCAUAAUGAGCGACUACGCUCGACCUGACCUGAUGAGGACAGCAGUCGACGACGUGGAAGAUGCGACCGAUCUUGUCCCUCAACUUCCUGAAAAGAAGGACGGCGGUGGUCAGGAAGUCGAUACUUUGCAGUCACUUAAGGCCUCCGCUGAUUAUGUGCUCGAACGGUUCCUCCGCCGUGAAGAAGCGCUUCGACCCAACGCUAAACCGGUUCGCACCUUCAUUUCAGGAAAGGGUGACAACCAGAAGGAGGAGCCAGUAUAUCGCCGAUCCGACGUUGAACGAUGUUUGACAGCAGAGUCAUGGCAUAAAGAGGGCCGCCGGCCUUCAGCCGGAGAGGCUCCUUUGAAGCUAGUUCCGGUGCGAGCUGUCACGUUGACUCGUAAGCGGGAAGCAGAAGAACACGAACGACAAACUGGAGAGAAACAGAUGCAGGGCCUGUACAGCUGGGACCAGACUGAAUACAUCAUCCCUCCUCCAAUACAAAACGGGGUGAUACCGAAGAACGCCUAUGGAAACAUAGAUUGCUUUGUUCCUUCAAUGGUGCCCAAAGGCGCUGUUCAUAUUCCUCUGAGAGGGACUGUGCGGAUCUGUAAGAAGCUACAGGUUGACUUUGCUGAGGCAGUCACGGGCUUUGAAUUCGGCAACAAGCGCGCAGUGCCCAUAUGCACCGGAGUGGUUGUCGCGAAGGAGAAUGAGCGGGCUGUUAAAGAGGCAUGGCACAAAUUCAACGAGGAACAGAGGAAGAAACAGGAGAAGAAAAUGGAGUCGAUGGUGUUGGAGCUAUGGAGAAAAUUCGUUGUCGGGCUGAGGAUUAGGGAGAGAGUGAGGGACACAUACGGCGAUCAGAAUGCGGUUGAUGAGCUGGCAGUGGGGAAGAGUCAAGACCAGCCGAUCAUGUUGGAAACUGACGACGAGGCUCCCAUGGCGCAUCGAGAUUUACCUGAAACUCAGACCGCCGAGGACGACUUCGGCGAGGGAGGCGGGUUUCUUCUCGACUCCGACGAAGAGCAGCUUGUUGAAAGUGACCUGGAAGUGGUCCAUCAUCAAGACGAGCCGAAAUCGCAUGUCCCGGCUCACUCCAUUUCCAAGGGAAAAGAACGAGCUUCAGACUAUCAGUAUCCGACCCCGUCUUCUGUGUCGCCGUUGAAACCCGCGCUUCGACGUCGACGACCUGGAAAGUCUAUCCUCGAUGAACCCGGAGACAGUGAGCACGAGAGCUCAGGUUUAUCAGCGCCUCCCAGCGACGAUGGCGGAGACGUGGAAGAGUUAGACCACGAAUCCGGUAUCGAAAGCAGGCUAUACGAUGUCGAGGAUGCUGCUGAUGAUGAUGACGAGGACGACGUGAGAGGCGAAGGAGCAGAUGACGAGGAUAGUGAUGACGAUGACGAAAAAUCGAUUGACUCCGAUUCGGACGACUAUGUGCCCACGAGAGCCACCAAACGCAACUCCUCUGCGCCCAAACCUCGGGCUCAGGGAUAUUCCACGGCCGCGUCUCAGCCAUCCUCACGGAGACGAACAAGAACAAGCACCAGGGCUUCCACAACGGCAAUAUCUAGUCCCACCCUGGACGACGACGGAGAUGACGACGAGCUUGAGUCUGACGGGACCAACGACACAACAGCACGCCAAUCGAAGUCAAAGGGCGGCUACAACUCGCGGUCCAAGAUCAAACCAGACCUGACAAAAGAAACCCGCUCAGUAGGUCGACCUCGCACCCCCACCGCAGGAAGACGACGGCUGAGACGGGAUAGCACCAAGGUCACGAGCCCGUACUUCAAUGCCUAG